CGUUACCGCUAAGCGGAGGGGAGUAACGUUUUAGCUUAGAAAAUACGACACCGAAUAUGCAAAAACAAGGGGUGUAACUUUUUAGAUAUCGUCAACUGGUUCAGAAUAUGUAAUUUAUAUAAUUCUUACACGUUCCGUUUAAGAGGUAUUAACGAGAGAAGUCGGAAUCUUUAAUAUAAAGCGAACUACGUCUCAUGUUAGGGAGAUAGCUAACAUUAGUAAUACUGGUGUUUAAAGAUGAAGUUGUCUUCUGUUGUCGUAACAUUGAUAUUAACGGUGGGUGUUUCUUAUUACAUCUAUACACCGUUACCUGCUGCCAUCGAGGAGCCUUUGAAACUGAUGCUGCUGGACACCUUAUUCCGUGCUAUGCUGCAAGUGGGUGACCUGUGCCAGUGUCUGGGUCUCAGUCACCACAUCAAAGUGAUUCGGGGGGCCAUAUCGGGGCUGGAGUCCUUGGGGGAGAUGGCGGGAGGGCAGGGAGGCGGGGUGAGGGUGAGUGACGUGGACUUUGACAGAGUCCCGGUGCGCGUGUACGAGCCCCCUGCCGCGGGGGGAGGAGAGGGGGGUCUGAGGAGGGCUGUGAUGUUCUACCAUGGAGGAGGAUGGGCCCUGGGGGCCACCAAGAUGGGGAGCUAUGAUGUCUUGUGUAGACAGAUGUCUGAUGAGUUGAAUGCAGUGGUUGUGUCUGUUGAGUAUCGUCUGGCUCCAGAAGUGCAUUUCCCUGUGCAGUAUGAGGACUGUCUGGCUGCGGCCAAGCACUUCCUGGAGCCGGGCAUUCUGGGAAAGUUGUCUGUGGAUCCACAGCGUGUUGCCGUGUCAGGCGACAGCGCUGGAGGAAACCUGGCUGCAGCCGUCGCACAGCAGAUCUCGGUAGAUGACAGUGUGAGCGUGAAGUUCAGUGUUCAGGCAUUAAUCUACCCAGUCCUCCAGGGUCUAGACCUCAACACUCCAUCCCACCAACAGAACCACAACAUACCCAUCCUACACCGCUUUAUAAUGGCCAGAUUCUGGCUGCUCUACCUGGGGGUUGAUACCUCUCUCUAUCCCCUCCUCUUGUCCCCCUCCUUCCUCCAUCAUCCCUCCAUCCCUCCCUCCGUCCGCUCCCAUCUCAACUGGACCACCCUUCUGCCGGCCAAACACAUUAAGCAUUACAAGCCUGUUGGCAUGGAGAUGGGGUCACAGGAGGUCACGGGGCAGGAGGGCAAUCUUCUCCCGGGGUUGCUGGAUGUCCGAGCGGCGCCGCUGCUGGCGGAACAGGGGGUUCUGGGUAGAACGCCGCGAGCUUACAUUCUAACGUGUGAGUACGAUGUGCUCAGAGACGAUGGGUUGAUGUACACCAGGAGGCUACAGGACGCGGGCGUCACGGUUUCCAGCCAUCACUAUGACGAUGGUUUCCACGGCGCCUUGAGCUUUGCACACUGGCCAUUUUUCUUUGAUGUGGGGAAAAGAAUGAUCAGAGGAUACAUGGACUGGCUGCAGGAAAACCUCUAGUGUGUGUGUGUGUGUGUGUCUAUGCAACUGCAAACCCAAAGCCAUCUGUCAGUCAGAAUUUCAGACCAAUGUUCAGGUUAGACAAGCAGAUGUUUUAAGGCUUUUAAACUGGGUUCAACCUGAUUGUUGACCUGGGAUAGAAUGUCUCUCUUACUGGGUUAAACUGGAACAAACUGGGUUGGACUGGUGUUUGAAACUGUUUUAGAAUGUAAGAAUAUAACAGAGACACCAUUCCCUGAUUUGUAGCUGUUUGCACUCUGGGGUGUGUGUGUGUGUGUGUGUAGCAAUAUGUUUGGUUCCGUUAAACACACACACGUCCUCCUAUCCCAGCUCUGCUCACCUGACCUGAACAAUAGACAUGCUAUGUUUUAAACGUGCAGUCUGUUAUCUCUGUCAAACUAAUACACUAAAAUAAACAUCCCAUCUAAGCCAAUCAAUGCGCAGUGUUAGAAUGUAGUAAUCUGGGUAAUCUGAUAACAGUCCUAGUUUUAGACUAGAUUAGGUUAAAUUAUUUUAUGUGCACAACUGGUUUAUACAUCAAUGCAAUCUAUAAAGAAUUGUGCCUCGAUGGAAAAACAAUGAAGACUCAAAAGGUAGGGUCAUACAACAGGAUCCCCUGGUGCUGUAAAAAGCAACAACAAAACUUGAUAAAUAAGUAUGUUCUUUAGACAAGUUAUUGAGGGAGGACUUCAUCUACAACCUGAAUGUAUUUACACACUUUUCAUCUGACAACGCUGUGAGAGCUUGAUUUUUUCCCACUGAACAGAAUGAUCUCAGUUGUCCCCAGUAACUGCUGCUGGGUGUCAGUACUUUAUGUACAAUUAUGAUUGUAAUGGUUGAUUGAUGUUUAACCCUCCAAUAAAUAUGAAUCAGUUUGA
Molecule: messenger RNA, 2369 nt
Organism: Salvelinus fontinalis (brook trout)
Lineage: Eukaryota; Metazoa; Chordata; Actinopteri; Salmoniformes; Salmonidae
Product: neutral cholesterol ester hydrolase 1-like
Exons: 6
Coding region: 238-1491 (417 amino acids)
Cellular component (GO): membrane
Molecular function (GO): carboxylic ester hydrolase activity
Source: RefSeq, a predicted model, not a curated record